Drosophila eugracilis is the source of this 729-nucleotide messenger RNA. RefSeq names its product DNA-directed RNA polymerase II subunit RPB7 (gene Rpb7). The record is from RefSeq and is a predicted model, not a curated record. Gene Ontology annotation, cellular component: RNA polymerase II, core complex; P-body. The coding region runs from base 4 to 621 and encodes 205 amino acids. Gene Ontology annotation, molecular function: single-stranded RNA binding; single-stranded DNA binding; translation initiation factor binding. Gene Ontology annotation, biological process: positive regulation of translational initiation; DNA-templated transcription; transcription initiation at RNA polymerase II promoter. The transcript is spliced from 4 exons. NCBI's taxonomy places the organism in Eukaryota, Metazoa, Arthropoda, Insecta, Diptera, Drosophilidae.
GGGAUGGUGUGCAUCGCGAACUUUGGUCACACUUUCAGCAGCGUCUUUAAGCGGUUCCGGCUGUUUAUUUAUUUUUUAUUAAAAAAAACGCCAUCAACAAUGUUUUACCACAUAUCUCUGGAGCACGAGAUCUUGCUGCAUCCACGCUACUUUGGUCCGCAGCUGCUGGAGACCGUGAAGCAGAAGCUUUACUCCGAGGUGGAAGGAACCUGUACAGGAAAGUACGGGUUCGUGAUAGCAGUUACGACGAUAGAUCAGAUCGGGUCCGGAGUCAUCCAGCCGGGCCAGGGAUUUGUGGUAUACCCAGUAAAGUAUAAAGCAAUCGUCUUCCGGCCUUUUAAAGGCGAAGUGCUAGACGCGGUGGUCAAACAGAUCAACAAAGUGGGCAUGUUUGCAGAAAUCGGCCCGCUGUCCUGUUUUAUUUCGCAUCAUUCUAUUCCCGCCGACAUGCAAUUCUGUCCAAACGGUAAUCCUCCCUGCUACAAGAGCAAAGAUGAGGACGUGGUAAUCUCCGGAGAGGAUAAAAUUCGGCUUAAAAUUGUGGGAACUCGAGUAGAUGCCACGGGAAUUUUUGCUAUUGGCACCUUGAUGGACGACUACUUGGGAUUGGUGUGCAACUAGAAACAUACGGUUUGUGUACAAUUUAAAUAUAUAUAUUAAACUUUAAUGAAAUGCAUUUAGACAGUUAAACAUCUAUGUGUAUAUAGUAAUAAAUAUGUAUGUACUUUA